AGGUCCACCCAUGAUAAGUGGUAACCGUUGUCUAAAUUCAUUAACCGGACUACGGACAUCACGUUUACUUGUGACGUACGUGAUACACACACCCGUUGCUAUUCCUAUAUAUUAUAAAAUUAAAACUUCAUGCCUCAUAUCCUGUAAAUUAGUAGUACUAGGCAAGUAUCAGCGAUACACGUAUGCAAUAAAGUUAGCUAACAAUUAGACUUGGAAGCAAAAAAUGUAUGGAGUUGCGAUAUUUUUUAAAAUAUUAAAAUUUUUUACAGAGUUUGUCUUUCUUAUUAUCGUAUCCGCCAAGCAGCUUGCCAAACACUAAACUCUGAAGUCGUGACCUACUGGAGUACAGGACGAGGUCACAAAACGAACAACAAAAUUAUUGUCGAUUUUGUAAACAGCUACAAAUGCUACAACGCUAUUAAUUAAACUAGAGGCAAUAAAAGUAACAGUUGUCGAGUCUUAUUGUAUGGAUAAAGUAUCGGUAUACUGAUAAAUAGAAGUAUUCCUUUAAAAGAGACCUAAAAGUAAGAAUUUGACCUAAAUGUAAGUAAAAUAUCACACGAUAUUUUAAAUUUAUGAUAAUAAAAAAAUCAUUCAACAUUUCAAAGUUAAUUUAUGAAGAGAUGUUUUUGUGAUGAUGUGUUUCAGUAAUUCUCGAAAAAUGUUUUCCUAAAUAGAUAGUGGUUUAUAUGCAUUAAGUGUUAAUAUGAGUACUAAAUUAUUUUAACUACCGAAACUAAUAAGUCAAUAAUCUAUAUAAAACAUCACUAAAAUACAAGUCAAUUAUUUAAAUUAAAACUUCUCGAAUAGGUAUGUUAUUAAUUUACGUCUGUCAGUGUCAAUAUCUGCUGAGAAAAAAUAAAAUUUAAUGACAAGAGAAACACAAUAGCUGCUAAACGUUUUUGCUAGUGUUUAUAAAUAUGUCAUCUAAAAUAACUAUUCGUAAAUUCGAAACAGGAAUCUAUUUUAAAUCAUUGCAGAUGAUGAUUGAAGAUGAAGACAAUGACUUGUGUAUCGCACAGUACGGUGAAUGGUUAGAUGGAAAACCACAACAGAAAGAAAAAGCUACUGAGAAGUCAUUAUCACGAUUGAUCAUAAAGAUUGUAUCGGAAGACGACGUUAGCAAUAUGGAUUUAGAUUCUUGUGCCCAAGAAGUAGGCAAUCAAUUACUGAAAGUAUUUAAUGAUACACGUAGUAAUGGCGAAGAUGCAAAUCCUCGUAACGAGAUGAUAAAUGAAAUGAUGAGAAAUGAUGGAAAGCUUUUAGGGCCAAUAAACAAUGUAAAUAUUAAAUCAAAUAUGAAUCAGCGUACUGACAUCUAUAGUUCAUGUGAAGGACAAUAUGAAAUAAGAGUAAAAACGCCAUCAUUGUUAUUUAACAAGGAUCAAACAAAAGCAAUAAAUCAUAAUGAAGUGAUAGAAUCUGAUAAUAUUGAUGGAGAUAAAAGUCCUUUAGAAUAUAGCCUCGAGAAGGUGAAAGAAAAUAACGCCCGUAUAAUGGAAAAUAUUCACAUGUUAAACAGAACUUUAACGUAUACAAAGAAAAGAGAAAUAUUGGAUAUUGUUUGUCCAAAACCAUUGAGAUCUUAUCCUUGUAACUCUUGUGGAAAAUGUUUUGUCUAUGAAACUGGUUUAAAGAGACACUACUCUAUGAGGCAUUCAAUGACAGAAAUACAGCCACGAUGGCAAAUUGUGUGGACUUGUAUAGAAUGUUUCCAAGUGUGGCCUAGACAAGACCUAGCUUUGAGACAUUCCAGUCAAUGUUGCAAGUCGGACAGUGUCGAUUGUGUCCGCGAAAUAAAAACCUCAUCAUUGUUACAAUGUGAAUUUUGUGAGAAGGUAUUUACUAGUAUACCAAGAUUAUUGCGACAUUCUAAAAUGCAUACUACAAUUAACAACUAUGAAUGUAAUGCUUGCGAGGCAACAUUCUUCUACUAUAAGACUGCUGAGGAACAUUGGCUAUUAUGUCCUUGGCUAAAAAUGUGUUACACUUUUUCCUUGCCAAAAUUACUACUAUGUAAUGCCUGCGAUCGAAAAUUUAGAAAUUAUGAUCAAUUAUACAAUCACAGAUACAAAAUUGGACAUUUCACCGCAAAAAGCGAAGGGCACUCUAAUUCCGAUUCAAUAGUUUACCAGUGCGAAAUUUGUGGGCAGUGUCUCUCCUCUAUACCAUCACUUCAAAUUCACAAAGCUCAAUGCCAUCCUCAAUGUGGUACAGGAAUGCAGUACUGUAAUAUUGUAUGUAUUCAAUUACAUUUAUGAUGUUUAUUAUUUUUGGAUUUAUCUUUAAAAAGGAUUUAUUUUACAGAUAAACUACAACGAAUAUCCAAAUAGCUACAACGUGCAAAAUGAAGACGUUAGAAGAAUUGAAUACUAAAAUAUCUAAUUUGUUAUUUCGCUAAUAAAGAAAUAAAAACAUUUAAAACACUAAUGUGCAUUUCAAUUUGUAGGAAACGUUACUUCGUCUGGGUCAGGUUUAUAUUUAUCGUAGAUAUUUGUAUUUGCAACAUUAUUCCAGAGGCCAGUAUUCCCUAAUACUAACAAUUGUGGUUCUUGAUGAAUUUGCAGGCAUCCUUUUAAUUUCAUUCACAAAAUAAUGCUAUACAAGUAAAAAUAUUUAAAAUACCAUUUUAGGUCCGCCCUAGAGAUAUAUAUAUACAUCUUAAUAAAUAAAUGUCUGAAUGCUUGCAACCAAGAUUAUGGACUAAGUCCUCAUAAAUUUUAUAUGAUAUAAAUUAUAUUGUUGGUAUUUAAU
Achroia grisella is the source of this 2754-nucleotide messenger RNA. RefSeq names its product zinc finger protein 181-like. Gene Ontology annotation, biological process: regulation of transcription by RNA polymerase II. The coding region runs from base 921 to 2261 and encodes 446 amino acids. The record is from RefSeq and is a predicted model, not a curated record. Gene Ontology annotation, molecular function: chromatin insulator sequence binding. Lineage: Eukaryota; Metazoa; Arthropoda; Insecta; Lepidoptera; Pyralidae. Gene Ontology annotation, cellular component: chromosome. The transcript has 2 exons.